Molecule: messenger RNA, 2157 nt
Organism: Ilex paraguariensis (yerba mate)
Lineage: Eukaryota; Viridiplantae; Streptophyta; Magnoliopsida; Aquifoliales; Aquifoliaceae
Source: the annotation of a GenBank genome assembly
AUGCAGAGACUUUCUUCACAAUCACCGGUGACUCUCUUCAAUAAAUACCAUCUCUUCUUACUUUCCUCCAUAUCAAACACUCCCACCCAAUCCUAUUCAAAGGUUCCAUUCCAUGACCUUCCCAACCCUCACCUCUCUUCCACCCAAUCUCACUUGGGUUCACCUCAAAAACGGUUCAACUCCAACCCAUUUCUUAAACCCACCAAUCCCAACAAAUCAGGAAGAGGGUUUGAGCUCAUUCGCCUGGAAAACAAGCCAGAAACCUCUACAAGUGAUCAAAACCAUGACGAAUUUGCUGCUGAUGUUGAAAACGUAUAUAGAAUUUUAAGACGAUUUCAUUCGAGAGUUCCGAAAUUAGAACUUGCUUUGCAAGAAUCCGGUGUCGUUUUACGGACAGGAUUAACCGAACGUGUGCUGAAGCGUUGUGGGGAUGCUGGGAAUUUAGGGUAUAGAUUCUUUGUGUGGGCAUCGAAGCAACCCGGUUAUAGGCAUAGUUAUGAAGUGUACAAAGCAAUGAUCAAGAUUUUAGGUAAAAUGAGGCAAUUUGGUGCUGUUUGGGCACUUAUAGAGGAAAUGAGUAAAGAGAAUCCACAGCUAAUAUCGCCUGAGGUGUUUGUUGUGUUAAUGAGGAGAUUUGCCUCGGCGAGAAUGGUGAAAAAAGCAGUUGAAGUGUUGGACGAAAUGCCCAAAUAUGGGUGUGAACCAGAUGAGUAUGUUUUUGGUUGUUUGUUAGACGCUUUGUGCAAGAAUGGGAGUGUGAAAGAAGCUGCUUCACUGUUUGAGGACAUGAGAAUCAGGUUUAGGCCAACAAUAAAGCAUUUCACUUCUUUGCUGUAUGGUUGGUGUAGGGAAGGGAAGCUUAUGGAGGCGAAAUUUGUGUUGGUUCAAAUGAGGGAAGCAGAGUUUGAACCUGACAUUGUAGUUUACAACAAUUUGCUUAAUGGGUAUGCUGUGGCGGGGAAAAUGGUGGAUGCAUUUGAUCUUUUGCAAGAAAUGAGGAGGAAGGGUUGUGACCCAAAUGCAACUUCGUUCACAAUUGUGAUUCAGGCACUUUGUGCUCAAGAAAAAAUGGAGGAGGCAAUGCGGGUUUUGGGGGAUCUGCAGAAGAGUGGUUGUGAGGCGGAUGUCGUGACAUACACUACCUUGAUAAGUGGAUUUUGUAAGUGGGGUAAGAUUAACAAGGCUUAUGAGCUUUUGGAGGGUAUGAUACAGCAAGGGCAUACUCCAAAUCAGACUACUUAUUUGCACAUCUUGUUGGCCCAUGAGAAGAAGGAAGAGUUGGAGGAGUGCAUGGAAAUUGUUGAGGAGAUGCAAAAGAUUGGUUGCAUUCCUGACCUGAGCAUCUACAAUACUGUGAUCCGCUUGGCAUGUAAGCUGGGGGAGGUUAAAGAAGGUGUCCGGUUAUGGAAUGAGAUAGAAGCAAAUGGGCUUAGUCCAGGGGUUGACACCUUUGUUAUUAUGAUUCAUGGAUUUCUUGAGCAAGGAUGUUUAUUUGAAGCUUGUGAUUACUUUAAAGAAAUGGUUGGGAGGGGUCUUCUAUCUGCUUCUCAUUAUGGUACUUUGAAGGACCUAUUAAAUUCUCUGUUGCGAGCAGAUAAGCUUGAAAUCAGUAAAGAUGUUUGGAGUUGCAUCAUGACUAAAGGAUGUGAGCUUAAUGUUUAUGCGUGGACAAUUUGGAUUCAUGCACUUUUCUCAAAAGGACAUGUGAAGGAGGCUUGUUCAUACUGUUUGGACAUGAUGGAUGCUGAUGUGAUGCCUCAACCCGAUACAUUUGCCAAGCUUAUGCGUGGUCUAAGGAAGCUGUAUAACAGGCCGAUUGCAGCAGAGAUUACGGAGAAGGUGAGGAAGAUGGCUGCAGAGAGACAGAUGACCUUCAAGAUGUAUAAACGGCGUGGUGAGAGGGACUUGAAAGAGAAAGUUAAAACUAAGCAGGAUGGGAGGAAGAGGAGGGCUCGUCGACGCCAGUGGGGCCGGGGCCGUAGUAGAGCUGACAUUUUGUGAUGCGAGGAAAGGGAAUUAUGUUGAGUCAAUAUAGUGGGGCUACCGAUUUGUGAGAAUAUUAAUGCACUAACUGUGAGUAAUUAUGCUCGAGGAGUGGACCCUUUAACAGCAAUUGCUAAAUGAGUAAAGCUGGAGGAAAAACAUAAGCAUGUGUUC